CUCUACCCGCUGAACCAGAACGACAAGAGCAAACCGUACCACUACAAACCGGGCAGCAUCAUCUCCGUCGAGGGAGAGUUCCUGGAUCUGGCCAUGUACAAGCACGAGGUGGAGGCUCGGAUCGGCGACGGCCUGUGUUUGGUGAAGACUCUGACCCACAACCACUUGUACUGCGAACCUCCCGCUCAUCUGCCCAGCAGGAAGCAGGACGGCAUGGACAGCCUGCCGGAGUUCAUUGUUUGGAUGGGAAACCUGAACUUCUCGCUGGGCAGAGUGCAGUACGACACCCAGGCUCAGUCCACGUUUCCUCUGGAGGCGCAGGUGGGAGUCGGGGUGGGAGCGUCCAUCCUGGCUCUGAUUGUCCUCAUCAUUGUCCUCAUAUACAG
Messenger RNA from Oryzias melastigma (Indian medaka), 386 nucleotides. Its product is annotated as plexin-B1. The record is from RefSeq and is a predicted model, not a curated record. The transcript has 3 exons. Gene Ontology annotation, cellular component: semaphorin receptor complex. Lineage: Eukaryota; Metazoa; Chordata; Actinopteri; Beloniformes; Adrianichthyidae. Gene Ontology annotation, biological process: positive regulation of axonogenesis; regulation of cell migration; regulation of cell shape. The annotation marks the transcript as partial. Gene Ontology annotation, molecular function: semaphorin receptor activity.